AGACUGGGCCCCACUUCUUGACACAUGCAAAGAAGCACGAUUUGAAAUAUUCCGGCGACAAAAUACUAGCAGUAUUUUGUAAAAUUGUUUAGUUUUAAAUAGUUAUUAAUGGUGCUUUGCACUUUCUAAAAUGGCUGUUAAUCCUAUGGGGCCGGUAACUCCAUGCAUUGUUGUGCACGGAGGAGCCAGUACUUUGACAUCGACAAGUAUUUUUCCGAUGCUGGUUAAUGGCGUUAAAAAGGCAGCAAGAAUGGGCUACGAAUGUCUGAUGACAGGAGGAGAGCAUGCUGCUGUUGAUGCCGUGGAAGCAGCCAUUAAGGUCAUGGAAGAUGAUUCUAAUUUCAAUGCUGGACAUGGAUCAAAAUUAAACACCAGAGGGGAGGUAGAGAUGGAUGCAAUGAUAAUGGAUGGAAAAGGACUGGAUUAUGAUAAGUCCUUGGUGAUUAUAGAGCCGGUCGAAGAAAUUAAAGGCAAGGCAGUUCAUGAUACGGUAGGUGCAGUAGCUGUUGACAGCUAUGGGAAUGUUGCUUGUGGUACAUCUACUGGAGGUCUGACAGCUGUUCAUCCAGGACGGGUUGGGGACUCUCCUAUUGCAGGUAGUGGUGGAUAUGCAGAUAAUCAAGUUGCUGCUGCAUCAGCUACUGGUAAUGGAGAAUCAAUUUUUAGAGUAAACUUAUCCAGGUAUGCACUUUUCAUGAUUCAAAUUGGGCAAACCCCAGCAGAUGCAGCUGCAGCAGCUCUCAGAUACAUGGAGCAGCAUGUUGGUGGAACUGCUGGCAUUAUCAUUGUAACCCGCGAUGGGGAAUCUGGUGUAGCAUUCAAUUCAGACCACAUGCCAUGGGCUCAAGUCAAGAAUGGUGUCACAAGCUAUGGUCUUCACAAAGGGGAAAUCAAGACAGUGAAAAAGAAGAAAGGAAGGACUGGCCGACUUGAAAGUUUUGUUGAUUCACCAGAAAAAACCUUUGAUGAUAUAUCUCAAGUGUCCUGUAGUACUAAGUCUGCCCAAAUGAAAGAAUCUGAUACCUCUAAUGUUGCAGCAAUAGGGAUGGAUGGUGUUGAUGGUGGUGAUGUGUACGUCAACAUGUAAUUAACAUAGCUUAUUGUUAGGUAUAUUAUAGUUAGGUUUCACAUGACUUGUUUGGUAUGAUAAAUUAUUGCAGCAAGCCUUACAACAGCAGACCAAAACAUGUUUUCAAUAAUGAUAUUUGCUUGCAAAAUUAAAAAAAAAAUGUUUGAAUAGUCAUUGUGUGUCACUAGUAGAACAUUUUCUAGCAAUAUCCUAGUCACAUCUUGCUAUACUAGUCUUGGAUGAGUUUUGAACAAUAGCUACCAAUGAAUGAUGGGUGUGAAAAUAUGUGUUWAUUAUUAUUGCAAGCUCAACAAGCAAUAUUUAGCUUUGAUACAUAAACAUGGCUUGACUGUUUGAAAAAGAGCCAAUUUUAAAACUAGUACUUAAUCAUAGCAUAUUUAUUUUAUUUCUGACCAUAAUAAUGGUUUAUUGACUUUUGAUUGAAGAUUAUAUUUUAAUUAUACACWAUGAGACAAAUUAUAUAAUAGUCCCUGGUAGCGGAGGAAUUUGUAAAAACUGUCUUCUUACAGUACCUUUUUAGARCUACAGUUGUAUAUUCUCUCUCUCUCUGCUGAGUAGUUUAAUCCCCAAUAUCUGCUUAGUUGUAUGCUUUCUCUUAGCAUUUGUAUGAACCUGAAUGGUUUUUCUGAAAUAAAAUGUCUUGCAGUGGGGUGUCUUUAA
This is a messenger RNA of Exaiptasia diaphana, 1750 nucleotides long. Its product is annotated as isoaspartyl peptidase/L-asparaginase. Lineage: Eukaryota; Metazoa; Cnidaria; Anthozoa; Actiniaria; Aiptasiidae. The record is from RefSeq and is a predicted model, not a curated record. The transcript has 6 exons. Gene Ontology annotation, molecular function: hydrolase activity. Bases 131 to 1087 code for a protein of 318 amino acids.